This is a messenger RNA of Arctia plantaginis, 1209 nucleotides long. Lineage: Eukaryota; Metazoa; Arthropoda; Insecta; Lepidoptera; Erebidae. The record is from the annotation of a GenBank genome assembly.
AUGGAUAACGCUGAUAUAAAACCAAUUAUAAGAUACCUUGUCAAAAAGAAAAUGCUUACAUUCGAGAUUAUGGAAGAUUUAGUAUCUACUUUGGGACCAAAUGCACCUUCCAGGCCGACCGUGAAGAAAUGGGUUAGGUUCUUUAAAAAACGUAAAGAAAUUGAAGAAAAAAACAAGAAAAAAGCUGACCAAUCACAAGCCCAAUUUCAGAAGAAAAUCGACAAGAUUUUCUCAAUGGUUUUAGACGACAAAAGAUUGCAAUGCCGAGAAAUUGCUGCAGAUAUGGGAAUGAGUGAAGACAACAUCAGCGAUAUUUUAGAGAAUAUACUACAAAUGAAGAAAUACUGUUCAAGAUGGGUUCCACAAUAUCUUUCCAGAGAACAAAAGUUGAUCAGAGUGCGUUUUGCUAAGAAAAGUUUAGUGCAUUUUGAGAACGGCAGCAAGGAUUUUAUGGAGAAGUUUAUCACAAGUGAUCAAACUUGGAUACAUUUUAACGUUCCACUUGGUGAACCUGAAGAAAGUGACGACUCGAAACAAUCAAGUGAUGUGUUGCCAGCCGAUAAAAUGACUACCACAAGACACGACUACCGUUCUAUUAAUAUCAAACCCUGCAAUCCAACCACCUACAAGCCCAAAGAAAGAUACACCAGACCCCAACCUCAUACAUUAAAAGAUAUGCAUUCUUUAACUGAUUAUAAAUGCCCGUGUGUUCCAUUUACCCUUUAUCAUAAACCUAAGGAAAUUCUUCAAACUAAUCCAAGGAAUAUUCAACAAAUACAUGAAACACUAGAAGACCACGAAAGGGAAGAAGUUCAGCGAACACGUCCUCGCGUCUGUUUGUCCCCGGCAAUAGCCUUGGAUGACGUCGAAGAAUCGGCCCGUCAUGUGAUAGUGACCGACAUGUACACAACGUCAGCUAUGCAGGCUACGAAGGAAAGUGUGAUGAAGACAUUAGCCGCAACUAAAGCCAAUAAAGCACCGCUAUCGAAUGUGUACGCGCCGCCUAAAAUGAUCACAUUGCCUCACCUCCUAAAGUUACCAUACGUGUCUCCGGAGUGGCGCAUGGACUCAAUGUCGUUCGACGCGAGACAGUUGCGGACCGACUUUGACCGUACCGAGGCCUUCUGGUUAGACCACAAUUCCACUUGUGGAGAAUGCAAGGACACAGCAGCACGGAAGGCACGACAAAACUUAUUAACACCGUGUUAA